AUGGCUGAUCGGGUGCUUGUGAUUGGCAGUGGAGGCAGAGAGCAUGCGCUGGCCUGGAAGUUGGCCCAGUCUCCACAUGUAAAACAUGUGUUUGUUGCUCCAGGAAAUGCAGGAACAGCUGACAGUGGAAAAAUUUCAAAUUCAGCUGUAUUGGUGAGCAAUCACACUAUUGUUACUCAGUUCUGCAAAGAUCAUAACAUUGGACUUGUGUUAGUUGGAGAAGAAGCUCUUCUGGCAGCUGGGAUUGUUGAUGACUUGAGAGCAGCAGGAGUUCGAUGUUUUGGUCCAUCUGCAAAAGCAGCCCAGCUGGCAUCCAACACCACUUUUGCCAAAACCUUUCUGGAUCGACAUAGGAUCCCAACAGCAAGAUGGAAAGCCUUCAACAAUCCUCAGGAAGCUUGUAGGUUUAUUAUCAGCACAGACUUUCCUGCACGAGUAGUACGGGCAAGGGGUCCUGCUGCUAGAAAAGAAGUGACUAUUACAGCCAGCAAAGAGGAAGCCUGCAGAGCUGUCCAAGAGAUUAUGCAGGACAGACUGUUUGGAGAGAUGGUUGUUGUUGAAGAACUUCUUCAAGGGGAAGAACUUUCUUGCUUGUGCUUCACGGAUGGUGUCACUGUUGCUUCAAUGCCCCCAGCCCAGGCUCACAAACGAUUACUGGAUGGCGAUCAGGGUCCAAACACUGGAGGGAUGGGAGCUUAUUGCCCAGUUCCUCAGGUUCCAGAAGUUCUUCUGCAGAAAAUCAAUGACGCUAUCCUUCAACACGUUGUUGAUAGUAUGAGACAAGAAGGAACAGCAUAUGUAGGUGUGCUGCAAACAGGUUUAAUGCUUACCAAAGAUGGUUUGAAAAUUUUAAACUUUAAGUGUCAGUUUGGUGACCCUCAGUGCCAGGUAAUUCUCCCACUGCUUAAAAAUGAUUUUUAUGAAGUGAUUCAAGCAAUAAUUGAUGGCAAACUCUGCAGCUUCAUGCCAGCCUGGUCAGAAAAUAGUACAGCUGUGUGUGUGGUCAUGGCAAGUCCGGGAUACCCGGGAGACUAUGACAAAGGCAUGGAGGUAACAGGGCUGCUGCAAGCCAAAGAGUUAGGGCUGCAGGUGUUCCAUGCUGGCACAACGCUGAAGGAUGGCAGAGUGGUGACAAGUGGUGGCAGAGUCCUCUCCAUUACUGCUGUUAAGGAGGACCUGAUGAAAGCACUGGGAGAAGCCAACAGGGGCGUAACAGCCAUACGUUUUAAGGGUGCCACUUACAGGAAGGACAUUGGCCAUCGGGGUAUACAGCUUCUCAAGCAGUCUCUGGGUCUAAUAUACAAGGAGAGACAUAUGGAAGCUGUAACCAGUGAUGUUUUGUUUCAUCAGCUGGAAACAUCAGUUGUAAGUGGUACCAGAUCAGGCUGUCAUUCAGAAGUAGGAGGCAUUGCCGGUUUCUUUGACUUGAAAGCAUGUGGUUAUGAGGAUCCUAUCUUGGUAUCUCAAACCAAAGGCCUUGGACCUAAACUGCAGAUUGCACAAGUAUGUAAAAGACAUGACACCAUAGGUCAGGAUUUGGUUGCCAUGUGUGUCAAUGACAUCCUGGCUCAAGGAGCAGAGCCUCUCUUCUUCCUCAGUUAUCUUGCCUGUGGCAAACUUGAUGCUGAAGUGACUGAAACAAUCAAAGAAGGAAUAGCUGAAGGUUGCAGAAAUGCAGGAUGUGCUUUCCUGGGCAGGGAGAUAACUGAGGUGACUGGCAUGUAUUCUUCUGGAGAGUAUGACCUGGCUGGCUUUGUUGUUGGUGCAGUGGAGCGAGGGCAGAUGCUUCUGGGGCUACAAAGAGCUGAGGAGGAGGAUGUGCUUAUUGGUCUGGCCUCUUCUGGGAUUCACGGCCGUGGCUUUAGCAUCAUAAGGAAGAUUCUCUUAAUGUCCUCCUUACACUACUCCUCACCAGCACCCGGCAGUUGUGGUGACAAGACUCUAGGAGAUAUACUGCUGACCCCAGCAAAAAUGUACAGUCCAUCUUUGCUGCCUGUCCUUCGCUCAGGGCACGUGAAGGCUUUUGCCUUCAUUGCCGAGGAGGGGUUGCUGGAAGGCAUCUCCAGAAUUCUGCCAGAACAUGUCAGCGCUGUCCUAGAUGCUUUCAGCUGGAAGAUUCCGGAAAUCUUUUGCUGGCUUUACAGAGAGGGAAAUCUCUCUGUGGAGGAGAUGGCUCAGACAUUUAAUUGUGGGAUUGCUGCAGUGUUGGUUGUGCAGAAGGACCUGGCUCAGCAUGUGCUCAAGGACCUACAGCGACAUGAGGAAGCCUGGCUGAUUGGGAAAGUUGUUGCCCCUUGUGAUACAGGUUCUCACGUCGAAGUCGAGAAUCUUCUAGAAGCUCUGCAGCUGAGCAGCCCCCAGCAUCUGCUGAAUAAUGCUGUUGGUGAGAGUCAACACCAAUCCAGAAAGAACAAAGUUAAAGUAGCUGUUCUCAUCUCUGGAACAGGCACAAAUCUUGCUGCACUCAUCAGUUAUGCAAAAGAGCCAGGCAGUUGCGCUCAAGUUGUCCUUGUCAUCUCCAACAAGUCUGGUGUUGAAGAACUGCGAAAUGCAGCCCGUGCUGGAAUUCCCACCAGGGUGAUUGAUCAUAAGUUAUAUGGGAGUCGCUCUGAAUUUGACAGCACAAUUGACCAAGUUCUUGAAGAAUUUGCUGUUGAACUAGUAUGUCUCUCAGGAUUUAUGAGAAUUUUGUCCAGUCCUUUUCUCAGAAAAUGGAAAGGGAAAAUUUUGAAUGCUUCCCCAUCACUUUUCCCACCGAUAAAGAACAGAAAUGCCCAUCAGCAAGCUCUGCAAAGUGGACUGAAAGUCACGGGCUGCACCGUGCAUUUUGUCCUGGAGGAAUCUAGUCCGAAAGCAAUGAUCCACCAGGAGCCAGUAUCUGUGAAGGCAGAUGACACCGAGGAGAUGCUGUCAGAAAGGGUUAAAGAAGCUGAGUGUCGGGCUUUUCCCAUCGCCCUGCAGCUGGUGGCCAGUGGAGCAGUGCAGUUAGGAGCUGAUGGUAAAACCUACUGGAAACAAGAGAGCCAAGGUCUUUGUCUUCAAGAAGAGAAGAGAGACUGCACAUCCUCUCUUGUGGCUCCGGACCCUCAAGAAAACGACGUGGUGUAG
Molecule: messenger RNA, 3108 nt
Organism: Nestor notabilis (Kea)
Lineage: Eukaryota; Metazoa; Chordata; Aves; Psittaciformes; Psittacidae
Product: trifunctional purine biosynthetic protein adenosine-3-like
Exons: 21
Coding region: 1-3108 (1035 amino acids)
Biological process (GO): adenine biosynthetic process; 'de novo' IMP biosynthetic process
Cellular component (GO): cytosol
Molecular function (GO): metal ion binding; phosphoribosylformylglycinamidine cyclo-ligase activity; ATP binding
Source: RefSeq, a predicted model, not a curated record